AUGGACGACGAAGCUAUAGAAAAUCAGCUUAUUCUGGACGUAUCCGAGUUCGAAGAUGAUGACGGCGAUGAUGAUAUCGAUGAUGUGGAUUAUCGACCUCAGGGCCGAAAUCGUCAAUCGGACAAUUCAGCAGAAUCGUCUUCUGAUUCUGAAGGUGAGCUUACAGUUUCAAGUCCUGCGAUUUCUAAUUCUUCUGUUACGCGUGGGAGGAGCUUACAGCGUCGAGGUGGCCGUUGUGGUCGAAGAAUUUUUUCGAUUUCUAGAGCAAGUAGUAGAAGAGCAAGUUCAUCUCGUGGGAGAUUGUACCAGCAAGUGGAAGCUGAAGAUAACGAGGAUAUUGGCAAUGACGAUGGACAAUUUGGAGGUUGGAAAGAAAAAGAUUUUAAUCCUGAUAUAAUUCCUUUUAUGCAGCCAUCGUAUUUACCUCUUAUUGACGAAAAGUUCUGUAAAAUUGAUUAUUUUCGUCGAUACGUAAAUGAUGAGCUGAUGCAAAUUAUCGUAGAUAGAUCCAAUGAGAUGUAUCUAUCAAGAAACGGCCAGUUUUUAAAUUUGACACUUCCCGAGUGCUACAUUUUUAUUGCAAUUAAUUUAGCCAUGUCUUGUAUUGGAUAUCCAAUUCUCCGAAUGUACUGGCAACACAAAUUUCGUGUCGCUUUUGUAGCUGAUAAUAUGUCUCGGAACAGAUUUUUCAUUCUUCGGAAUUCUUUAAAACUCGUUAAUGACAACGACUUUUCUGCCGAAGAUAAAAGUAAAGACAAGCUUUGGAAAGUUCGCCCUCUUAUCAAAGAAAUUCUCAAGGGUUGUCAUUCCAUACCAAAGGAUCAAAAACUGUCAAUUGACGAAAUGAUAAUUCCUUUUACGGGCGCCUGUGGGAUGAAGCAAUAUUGCCCAGGUAAACCUAAUCCUACAGGUUUAAAAACUUUUGUCUUGGCGAAUCCCACCGGAGAAGUGUGUGAUUUUGAUAUAUAUCAAGGGGCGACUACAUAUCCUUCUUAUGCUGAUACAUCAUUCGGGUUGGGAGAGAAGGCAGUUCUUGCCUUAACGGAGGAUUUGUUGCCGGGACAUAUAAUUUACUGUGAUAGGUACUUUACCACCGAGACACUGAUUGUGGAAUUAAAAAACAGAGGCCUGAUGUGCGCUGGUACAUUGAUGAAGAAUAGAGUACCUAAGUCCGCAAGAUUAAUACUCAAAGAGGACAAAGACUUAAAGAAAGCAGGGAGAGGGAGUUGUCAGGUAUUGGUCAACGAUGAGAAGAAUAUAGCUAUAACUAAAUGGUUUGAUAACAAACCUGUCACUUUCCUGUCUACUGUGCAUGCUGCCCAAACUUCCGACACCUGUCAAAGAUGGUGUAAACAGAAUAAAGUGUAUGUUACUGUACCAAGACCGGAAGUAGUAAAACAAUAUAAUUCUAAUAUGGGAGGAGUCGAUCUUGCUGAUCGUCUCUUAGCUGUAGCGCCGUCUAGAUAUCGAACAAGAAAAUGGACAACGCGAUUUAUCGCACACAUGUUUGAUUUGGCUACAACUAAUUCAUGGUUAAAUUAUAAAGCAAAAGAGUUACGCAAAAAUGUCCCGGUGAAAAAAAAUCAGCAACUGAGGAGUUUUAAAAUGGAAAUAGCCGAAACUUUAGUAACUGCUAAUUUCACCACUAGUUCCGAAACAGAAGACGAAGAACAGUCUCGACCUAAACGCUCUAGACCAGCUGUACCGCUUCCCAGCGCCAGUUCAAGAACUCAUGGUGCACUCCAUUUGCCAUCGGCUGGAGAAGUUCAAAACAGGUGCAGAAGACCAGGAUGCAACAAGAAAAGCACAAUUAUAUGCAAGAAGUGCAACAUUCACUUGUGCCUAACUAAAGAACGUAAUUGUUUUUAUAACUUCCACACUGAGAUUUAUUGA
Parnassius mnemosyne (clouded apollo) is the source of this 1893-nucleotide messenger RNA. Lineage: Eukaryota; Metazoa; Arthropoda; Insecta; Lepidoptera; Papilionidae. The record is from the annotation of a GenBank genome assembly.